AUGGCUCCCAACGUGGAGACAUAUACUACAGAUGACGCACUCUCCAUGAUGGGGUUUGGGAAAUUCCAAGCGCUUGUUCUGUUCUACGCUGGGAUGGGCUGGGUUGCAGAAGCCAUGGAGCUCAUGCUCUUGUCGUUUCUUGGGCCAUUCAUACGAGAGGAGUGGAACGUCGUAUUACCAGCAUUGAAUUGGAGGUGGCUGCUAGUAUUCACCGCCCUUCCAUGCUUCCUCUUGCUUCCUUUCUUUGGAUUAACACCUGAGUCUCCGCGCUACCUUUGUGCACAAAAUAGAAUGUCCGAUGCCACUGCUGUCCUGGAGAGAAUGGCCAAUGCAAACCAAUCAGCUCUUCCUCCUGGAAUUCUCACAUACAAUAGACAAACAAAAUUUGACCACGACACUCUUGCUUCUGAGAGUGAAUGUCUUCUUCCUGUCAGAGAGAAGGAAUGCACAGUUGACAAUGCCAAGAGCUCCGAAUCUGGCAGUCUUGCUGCAUUGCGCAUACUAUUAUCGCGCAAACUGCUCAGAUCAACUCUUCUUCUUUGGUUUGUUUUCUAUGCAAAUUCCUUUGCUUAUUACGGGUUAGUAUUGCUGACAUCACAGUUGAGUGAUGCAAAUAAAAGCUGUGCGUCUGGUGUGAAUGUUGGCCUGCACCAAAAGGUUACCAAUCUUUACAAAGACACUUUCAUCACUAGUUUAGCAGGAAUUGCAACCACCGUUGGUAGAAUUGGCGGGGUUAUUUGCCCUCUUGUUGCUGUCGCUAUGCUGCGGAGCUGCCACCAGAUGGAAGCACUUAUUGUGUUUGAGGUGAUAUUAUGCCUUGCUGCAGUUGCCUGCAUGUUCUUCCCUGUAGAGACCAAGGGCCGUGGAAUGGAUUGA
Messenger RNA from Miscanthus lutarioriparius, 876 nucleotides. The record is from the annotation of a GenBank genome assembly. Lineage: Eukaryota; Viridiplantae; Streptophyta; Magnoliopsida; Poales; Poaceae.